Molecule: messenger RNA, 2585 nt
Organism: Cryphonectria parasitica EP155
Lineage: Eukaryota; Fungi; Ascomycota; Sordariomycetes; Diaporthales; Cryphonectriaceae
Exons: 4
Coding region: 58-2487 (809 amino acids)
Biological process (GO): transmembrane transport
Cellular component (GO): membrane
Molecular function (GO): sulfate transmembrane transporter activity
Source: RefSeq, a predicted model, not a curated record
CUCUUGCCAGGUUGAUAUGGGCCAACCUCGACCGUGACACAGGUUGACAUCACCAACAUGGCCUCUACGCCCCCCAACGGCUCCUCCUCCAACUCCCACGUCCCUUCAACCCCGAGUGGCCUACGCCAGAGCUACACAGGCUCGUCGUCGUCGUCGUCGUCGUCUUCCUCGUCUGUCGCAGCGCCGCCCUCCGCCCAGCGCGCCCCCACCCAUACCACGUCUGGCCCUUCUUCACCUUCAAACCACGACAGGCUUCCUUCAGAGACCACCGCCCUGCUUGGUGACACCUUUUACCGCGACCACGCACACGAAGGGCCUUGCGAUCACGGCACCUUCUCCCCGCGGCCAGCCAGCCCCUCCACCAGCAAUAUCCGCUCCAACAAUGCCUCGCAAGACAUUUCUCGCGCUGCCUCCCCAGGUGCCUCCUCCGAGAGCUCCCUCCCCAUCAUCGACAGCGUCGUCGCUUAUGUUUCCGCAAAGGGCGCAUCUGAUUGGAGGAGACGUUGGGCGAGGAGGAUCAAAAGCAAGACCAUGAGCCGGUCUGGUGAGCUGGCCGAGAGGCACGGUGUCAAGGACAGCCCGUACAUGUACCUCUCCUAUUAUCUGCCGUGCCUCAUCUGGAUGCGCGAGUACAAGUUUUCCUUCCUCAAGGGCGACUUCAUUGCUGCCCUGACCAUCGCCGGCAUGUAUUUGCCCAUGGCCCUCUCCCUCGCCGAUAAUCUCGCCCACGUGCCCGCCAUCAAUGGCCUCUACGCCUUCGUCUUCAACCCCUUCUGCUACGCUCUUCUCGGCAGCGCCCCCCAGAUGAUCCUCGGCCCUGAGGCUCCCGGGUCGCUACUCGUCGGCAGCGUCGUCAAGGGCAGCGUGGACAGGGGACGUGGCGCAGACGACGACGCCAUCAUGCACGCCAAAAUCUGCGGUGUGAUUGCCGGCACGGCUGGCGCUACUAUCCUUUUGUCAGGGCUCUUCCGCCUCGGCUUCCUCGACAGCGUCCUGUCCAAGCCCUUCCUGCGCGGCUUCAUUUCCGCCAUCGGCUUUGUCAUCUUCGUCGAGCAGCUCCUACCCGAGCUAGGCCUGGCCAGCCUCGCUGCUGAUCACGUCGGCCACGGCAGCGCAGUCGACAAAUUGAGCUUCAUCUUCAGCCACCUCGGCGACGUCCAUGUGCUGACCGCCGCCAUCGCUGCGGCCAGCUUUGCCAUCGUCAUGACGUGCAGGGAGAUGAAACGUCGACUUCAGCCUCGCUAUCCCGGUGUUGCCUACAUCCCUGACCGGCUCGUGGUCGUUGUCCUGUCCGCGGUACUGUGCUAUUUCCUGGAGUGGGAGAAGCACGGGGUUGCCAUCAUGGGUGAUAUCAAGGCGGCUUCUGGCCACGUCUUCACCUUCCGCUGGCCCUUUCAGCUGUCCCAAAUGACCCAUAUCCGGGACGCCAUGGGCACCUCGUUCCUGAUCGCCCUGCUUGGCUUUUUUGAGUCGUCUGUAGCCGCCAAGAGCCUGGGCCCCAGCAAGGAUCUCCCCGGCAUUCAGCUGAGCCCCAACCGGGAGCUCGUGGCGCUGGGCACCGCGAACCUCAUCGGCUCCUGCUUCAUGAGCAUGCCCGCCUUUGGAGGCUAUGGGCGGAGCAAGGUCAAUAAGCAGACGGGCGGGAAGACCCCCUUGAGCUCGUUGUUCCUGAGCGGCCUGACCGUCAUCACCAUCUUCUUUAUCCUGCCGUACUUUUACUAUCUGCCGAAACCGGUCUUGUCUUCCCUCAUCACAGUUGUGGCCUGGUCCCUGGUUGAGGAGGCGCCUCACGAUGUGGCCUUCUUCCUGCGCAUUGGUGCGUGGCCAGAGCUCACGCUCAUGCUGGUGAUCGUUGUGACGACAAUCUUUUACUCCCUCAACCUGGGAAUUGCGGUGGGCAUCGGCCUCUCUCUGCUGCAGGUGAUCCGUCAUGCAACACGACCGCGCAUUCAGAUCCUGGGCCGCAUCCCUGGUACGCAGCGUUUCGAGAAUGCAGAGACCAACCCGGAGCGCCUCGAGUUUAUCGAGGGCUGUCUGAUUGUCAAGAUCCCAGAGCCGUUGACCUUUGCCAACACGGGCGAGCUGAAGACACGGCUCAGGCGUCUGGAGAUGUAUGGGACAGGCAAGGCGCAUCCUGCGCUGCCCCGACUGCGGCACGAGGACUCCAACAAGAACGUCAUCUUCGACAUCCACGGCGUUACAUCGCUUGACGGCUCCGGGACGAUGGUUCUCGAGGAGAUCCUGCGUACAUAUCGGGAGCGCGGUGUGCGUGUCUUCUUUAGCCGGUGCCCAGGGCGCGAUAGCAAAGUGUGGGCGCUCAUGGUACGCAGCGGGAUUGUAGAGCUGGUGGGCGGGGAGGAUCACUUUGUGGAUGACGUGCAGGAUGCGCUCAAGAUGACAGAGGUGGAAGACGGAGGGGAGCGACACAUGGAGUGGGAAGUGGAGGAGGAGGAGGAGGAGGGGCAGCAUGGCGUCUUGUAUACUUAGAGCGCAUAUCACGGCAAAAGAUUUUUUUAUAGAGAUAGCAUCGGCGUUCUGAUCAGCUGUUACAUCUGGGAAUUUGAACUUUAUAGAAAUUGCGACAC